Daldinia childiae is the source of this 1491-nucleotide messenger RNA. RefSeq names its product Cytochrome b2, mitochondrial. The record is from RefSeq and is a predicted model, not a curated record. Gene Ontology annotation, biological process: lactate metabolic process. Gene Ontology annotation, molecular function: L-lactate dehydrogenase (cytochrome) activity; heme binding. Lineage: Eukaryota; Fungi; Ascomycota; Sordariomycetes; Xylariales; Hypoxylaceae. The coding region runs from base 1 to 1491 and encodes 496 amino acids. The transcript is spliced from 4 exons.
AUGGCGCUUUCAGGAGUUGAAGUUGCUAAGCACGACAGCAAGGAGUCUUGCUGGGUGGUAAUUCAUGGGAAAGCCUAUGAUGUCACAGAAUUCUUACCUGAACAUCCCGGUGGAAUGGGUAUAAUCUUGAAGUAUGCGGGUAAAGACGCGACUGAAGAAUUCGAGCCUAUACAUCCCCCGGAUACCUUAGACAAGUAUCUGGACAAAUCGAAGCAUUUAGGACCUGUUGAUUUGAAAACUGUUGCCAAGAUCCAGGAAGAAGAGGAUCCCGAGGAAGCUGAGCGGCAACAACGUAUUGCGGAUAAGCCGCUAUUAUCACAAUGCUACAAUUUAAUGGACUUCGAAUCAGUUGCUAAAAAGGUUAUGAAGAGAGGUGCUUGGGGAUACUACUCUAGUGCCGCCGAUGACGAGAUAACGCUCCGAGAAAACCACGAGGCCUUCCACAGGAUAUGGUUUAGGCCUAGGAUUCUAGUUGACGUCAAGAAAGUAGAUUUCUCAACUACUAUGCUCGGCGCCAAAGUCGACAUUCCCUUUUACGUCACGGCAACGGCGCUGGGCAAGCUCGGACACCCAGAGGGCGAAGUGAUAUUAACCCGAGCCGCCAAGAAGCACAACGUCGUGCAGAUGAUCCCCACGUUAGCCUCAUGCUCGUUCGACGAGAUCGUAGAUGCGGCCAAAGGAGACCAGGUGCAGUGGCUGCAGCUGUACGUCAACUCGGACCGGGCGAUUACCGAGCGUAUCGUCCGACACGCCGAGAAGCGCGGGUGCAAGGGGCUAUUCAUCACGGUCGAUGCGCCGCAGCUGGGCAGGAGGGAAAAGGACAUGCGGACCAAGUUCACGGAUAAAGGGUCCAACGUCCAGUCCGGCCAGGAGACGGAUAACUCGCAGGGUGCGGCGCGCGCUAUUUCGUCGUUUAUCGACCCUGCCCUCUCGUGGAAGGAUAUCCCGUGGUUCCAGUCUAUUACCAAGAUGCCCAUCGUGCUGAAAGGCGUGCAGCGCGUCGAAGACGUCGUCAAGGCUAUCGAGUACGGGGUCCAAGGAGUCGUGCUGUCGAACCACGGCGGUCGACAGCUAGAUUUCGCGCGGUCCGGCGUCGAGGUUCUGGCGGAGACGGUGCCGGUGCUGCGGGAACUAGGGCUAGAGGGCCGCAUUGAGAUUUUCGUAGACGGAGGUGUUCGCCGCGCCACAGACAUCAUCAAGGCGCUGUGUCUAGGCGCCAAGGGCGUGGGUAUCGGUCGCCCGUUCCUAUACGCCAUGUCGGCGUACGGCAUCGAUGGCGUCGACCGCGCCAUGCAGCUCCUCCGUGAUGAGAUGGAGAUGGCGAUGCGGUUGAUUGGGUGCACCAGCGUCGACCAGCUCAAUACGUCGCUCCUCGAUACGCGGAACCUCGGUAGCCAUGUUACGGGUGUGCCGCGAGACCACCUCGGUCAUAAGGUAUAUGACCCGCUCGUUACACCGGCGUUUAAACCGCCUAGAUCGUCCAAGCUAUGA